Molecule: messenger RNA, 395 nt
Organism: Drosophila sechellia
Lineage: Eukaryota; Metazoa; Arthropoda; Insecta; Diptera; Drosophilidae
Product: cecropin-B-like
Exons: 2
Coding region: 56-268 (70 amino acids)
Source: RefSeq, a predicted model, not a curated record
AUUAGCAAAAAAACAUUUGCUGCUUUUUCCAGUCUGUAAAUAUAUAUUACUUAAUAUGAACUUUAGCCACAUCUUUUUGCUUGUUUUCAUCAUCCUGGCAAUUAACUUGCAACACUCGCAUGCCGGUUGGCUGGCGGAUAGAGCCUCGGAUAUUAAGGAGAAAUCUGAGAAGACUUUUAGAUACUUCCAAAACGCAGCACUUGAGGUCAUUGAAGUCGGCCAAAAAGCCGCGGAUGUUGCUGCCACAGCCAGGGGUCAAAAAAAGUAGAUUAUUACCAGUUUUUUCUUGAUUUGCUAAAAAUAUUUAAUAAAAUCUAUAAGUAUUUAAUGAUAAGAAACUCCAAGAUUCUAUUUUUAUUUAUGCUAACCAGUUUGUGUGAUUACAUUUUGAUGAG